AUGUACGAGCCGGAGAAGCGGCCCAAUAACCGCCAAGGCUACGAUGCUUCCGACUUCACGAUACCACCGCUGGUCUUUCCGCGCUCCAACCAGGACAGAGAACAGUCGCCAACUUCAAGGCAAAAUGCAAGCAUCUAUAACCACGCUCGAAACAAUUCCCUGUCUUCGCUGACUACGGUCGUCGGAGACACCGACAGCAUUCUCUCGCUCUACUCGACAUCCACCAAAGUCUAUGCGUCCCACCAAACGGGGCCGUACAGCCGGUCGAAGCACCAAAAGCGCCCGUCCGGAUUCUCCUCAAGCCAAGUCACUCUCGUAGGCCGCUCAAACGACAUCGAAAAGCAGUUCCGAAAAGUCAAUACGAACGCAGUGCCCCCUCCUCCGCCCACACCGACAGUCAAGAAGGUCGCUCGAGGGGUGGGUAUCUGUACAGGAUUGUGCUUGAUGACGGUGUUGUUCACGCUGUCGAUGCUCUCGGUGUUGUUCAUGAUAUUAUCGAUUAACGCCAACCUCAUUGCGUGGCCGAAGCAUGAAGUGGGGCCGAUGAAUUUGCGGGAGUAUGCGGGGAGGAAGGCGACGGAUGGUCCUGCGAAGGAGCCAUGA
Messenger RNA from Coprinopsis cinerea okayama7#130, 603 nucleotides. RefSeq lists its product as hypothetical. NCBI's taxonomy places the organism in Eukaryota, Fungi, Basidiomycota, Agaricomycetes, Agaricales, Psathyrellaceae. The transcript has a single exon. The record is from RefSeq and is a predicted model, not a curated record. Bases 1 to 603 code for a protein of 200 amino acids.